This is a messenger RNA of Diaporthe batatas, 2798 nucleotides long. RefSeq lists its product as uncharacterized. NCBI's taxonomy places the organism in Eukaryota, Fungi, Ascomycota, Sordariomycetes, Diaporthales, Diaporthaceae. Gene Ontology annotation, biological process: vacuolar acidification; proton transmembrane transport. The record is from RefSeq and is a predicted model, not a curated record. Gene Ontology annotation, cellular component: vacuolar proton-transporting V-type ATPase complex; fungal-type vacuole membrane; vacuolar proton-transporting V-type ATPase, V0 domain. The transcript is spliced from 3 exons. Gene Ontology annotation, molecular function: proton-transporting ATPase activity, rotational mechanism; ATPase binding. Bases 56 to 2635 code for a protein of 859 amino acids.
GUCGCUGACGACACCUAAGAGAGAGCUCGUCGUGAGCUACACCAACACCAUCACCAUGGCUCCGACACGCGACACCCCGUUCCGCUCUGCGGAUAUGAGCAUGGUGCAGCUGUAUAUCUCCAAUGAGAUCGGAAGAGAGGUCGUCAACGCCCUCGGCGAGCUGGGACUCGUUCAGUUCCGAGACUUGAACGGAGAGCUCAGCGCCUUCCAGCGAGCUUUCACCCAAGAGAUUCGGCGACUCGAUAACGUUGAACGUCAACUUCGAUACUUCUACGCCCAGAUGGAGAAGACCGGAAUCCCCUUGAGGAAGCUGGACCUCGACAUGGAGACCCUUGCCGCCCCAACCACCACUGAGAUUGACGAGCUCGCCGAGCGAAGCCAGGGCCUGGAGAACCGCAUCUUCCAGCUCAACGAUAGCUACGAGACCCUCAAGAAGCGCGAGGUUGAACUGACCGAGUGGCGUUGGGUCCUGCGCGAGGCUGGCGGCUUCUUCGAUCGUGCCCACGGCAACGUCGAAGAGAUCAGAGCCUCUACCGACGAGGAUGACGCGCCUCUCCUGCAAGAUGUCGAGCAGAACAACUCGGCUCUUGACGUCGAGCGGUCCUUUUCGGGCUUGAACAUCGGCUUUGUUGCUGGUGUGAUCUCUAGGGAGCGUGUCGCAGCUUUUGAGCGUAUUCUGUGGCGUACCCUGCGCGGCAACUUGUACAUGAACCAGUCAGAGAUUCCCGAGCCUUUGAUCGACCCCAGUAACAACGAGCCGGUCAACAAGAACGUCUUCGUCAUCUUUGCACACGGAAAGGAGAUCCUAGCCAAGAUCCGGAAGAUCUCCGAGUCUAUGGGUGCCGAGGUGUACAACGUCGAUGAGAACAGCGACCUCCGCAGGGACCAGAUCCACGAGGUUAACGCUCGACUCAACGACGUCCAGAAUGUGUUGCAGAACACCCAGCAGACUCUCAACGCCGAGCUGACCCAGAUUUCGCGGUCGUUGUCGGCUUGGAUGGUUUUGGUCAACAAGGAAAAGUCCGUCUACAACACACUGAACCUGUUCUCCUACGACAGAGCACGGCGCACCCUGAUUGCCGAGGGAUGGUCUCCUACCAAUGACCUGCCGCUCAUCAGGUCGACACUUCAGGACGUGAACAACCGGGCUGGUCUAUCAGUCCCGUCCAUCAUCAAUGUCAUCCACACCAACAAGACCCCGCCAACCUACUUGAAGACCAACAAGUUCACCGAGGCAUUCCAGACCAUAGUCAAUGCCUACGGUACCGCCACUUACCAGGAGGUCAACCCGGCCAUCCCUGUCAUCGUCACGUUCCCUUUCCUCUUCGCCGUCAUGUUUGGUGACUUCGGCCACGCCUGCAUCAUGUUGUGCGCUGCCCUGGCCAUGAUCUACUGGGAAAAGCCGCUCAAGAAGGUUACUUUCGAACUGUUCGCAAUGGUUUACUAUGGUCGCUACAUCGCUCUCGUCAUGGCUGUCUUCUCUGUGUUCACGGGCCUGAUCUACAACGACGUCUUCUCGAAGUCUAUGACCCUGUUCCCCAGCCAGUGGGAGUGGGACCCUCCGGAGAACUUUGUCGAAGGCCAGCAAAUCAGCGCCAAGCUCAAGGGCGACUACCGCUAUCCUUUCGGCCUUGAUUGGAUGUGGCACGGAACCGACAACGAUCUACUAUUCUCCAACAGUUACAAGAUGAAAAUGAGUAUCAUUCUCGGUUGGGCCCACAUGACGUACUCGCUCUGCUUCUCCUACAUCAACGCGAAGCACUUCAAGAAGCCGGUUGACAUCCUGGGAAACUUUAUCCCCGGGAUGAUCUUCUUCCAGGCCAUUUUCGGAUAUCUGGUUGUCUGCAUCAUCUACAAGUGGACGGUGGACUGGGUCGCCAUCGGGCAACAGCCUCCCGGACUGCUGAACAUGUUGAUCUACAUGUUCUUGCAGCCUGGCACGCUAGACGAGCAGCUUUACCCUGGGCAGGCCACAGUCCAGGUCUUGCUGCUGCUCCUGGCGGUGGUUCAGGUCCCGAUCCUUCUGUUCUUCAAGCCCUUUUACCUUCGCUGGGAGCACAACAAGGCUCGAGCCCACGGUUACCGCGGUCUUGGAGAGACGCAACGCGUCAGCGCUUUAGACGGCGAUGAUGAGGAUGACAACGGCCAUGCGAUCAACGGAAGACCCAGCAUCAACAGCGAUGAUGAAGGUGUUGCCAUGAUCACGCAGAACAUCGACGAGGAAGAGCACGAGGAAUUCGAGUUCAGUGAGGUCAUGAUCCACCAGGUCAUUCACACCAUCGAAUUUUGCCUGAACUGUGUUUCCCACACGGCUUCAUACCUGCGUCUUUGGGCGUUGUCUCUGGCUCACCAGCAGCUAAGUGCAGUGCUCUGGUCCAUGACCAUUGGGCCAGCUCUGGGAAUGUCUGGUGUCAUGGGGGUGAUCGCCAUCGUCAUCUUCUUUGCUGCGUUCCUGCUUCUCAGCGUCAUCAUUCUCAUCAUCAUGGAGGGAGUGUCCGCUAUGCUUCACUCGCUCAGAUUGGCCUGGGUCGAGUCAUUCUCCAAGUUUGCCGAAUUCAACGGUUGGCCCUUUGCGCCGUUCUCCUUCAAGAACAUGUUGGAGGAGUCCGAGGAGUUGAAAGAAUAUCUGGGUUAAGUAGUUUGAAUGCGCUUGUUUCAAUGUAUCAUAGAAUGUACCUUUAGCGUAGCAUCUAACAAUCUCGAGAACGACAAAGGUCUUGCAUAUAAGUGCUCAAGCAUCAAGUACUUGCCUAGGUACCCAGGUACCUAAACAGGCGGCUACACAGCUCCGUGGAGUC